AUGGCUGUACAUAGUGAUCCUCAUGCAGCAGAGGUUGCAUCUGAAGCUAUUCUAGAGAACGUGUGGGCGAGCUUUAUCGGUGUGGAUGGAGUGAAAGAAGAAGCAAAAAAGACAACAGAGUUGUCUAAACCCUGGAAAGAACUGCCUCCUCUUGAUGGGAGAGAAGGGUCAAUGGAAAUUCUAGAAAGGCUACCAAGUCUAGGUAGGUGGAUAUCAAUGGGAACUGAGGCCUGGCAAGAGCUUCUUGACAGUUGUGUUGUUCCUGGACACAAUAUGGAAGUGUCAAGCAAUGUCAAGUUAGAAGGCAAUGGGGCUACAAACUCAGAAUUUGAAGCAAAGGUUGAGAAGAGAAGGGAGAAAGUGGAAAUUAUGAAGCACUACCGCGGAGUUAGGAGGCGGCCAUGGGGUAAGUAUGCAGCAGAAAUUAGAGACUCAACAAGAAAAGGAGCUAGAGUUUGGCUUGGGACUUUUGAGACUGCAGAGGAGGCAGCUUUGGCUUAUGACAAGGCUGCUUUGAGAAUUAGAGGCUCAAAAGCCAAUCUCAACUUCCCUCUUGAAACAGUUGCGAAGGCUAUGGGAUUGGAUUGCUUCAACAUCUGCUCAUCCACAAAUGUUUCGAAUUCGCGGAAGAGAGCAUUGAGGGAGUGGGAAGAAAGUGUUGAGGCAAUGACUGAUGGAAAACCCGCAUUGAAAAGGAAGGCAAGCAUGAAAAACAUGUUGGGGGAUGAAUUUGAUGUGUUUGAGUUCCAAGACCUGGGAAGUGAAUAUUUGGACAGUUUGCUGUCUUCUUUUUGA
Molecule: messenger RNA, 795 nt
Organism: Prunus armeniaca (apricot)
Lineage: Eukaryota; Viridiplantae; Streptophyta; Magnoliopsida; Rosales; Rosaceae
Source: the annotation of a GenBank genome assembly